Molecule: messenger RNA, 1005 nt
Organism: Lachancea nothofagi CBS 11611
Lineage: Eukaryota; Fungi; Ascomycota; Saccharomycetes; Saccharomycetales; Saccharomycetaceae
Source: the annotation of a GenBank genome assembly
AUGUCACUAUCUAAAAAGGCAAAGUUGAGCAUGCCUAAACAAAUCUGUACCCACUCGGGGUCUUUUCACGCCGAUGAGGCCUUAGCAGUCUAUAUUUUGAGGAUUUUACCGGAAUACAAGGAUGCCAAGGUUGUAAGGUCAAGAGAUCCUGUCAAAUGGGAAGAAAGCGAUAUAGUCGUUGAUGUGAGCGGGAAGUACGAUUCUAAACAUGGCCUUUUUGAUCACCACCAGCGUGAGUUUUUCGAGACCUUUAGUGAGAGCUACAAAACCAAACUCUCAAGCGCCGGGCUGGUCUACAAACAUUUCGGACAAAAUAUCAUCAAGACUUUGCAACCUCAAUUGAAAGAGUCACAAGUUGAUUUCCUUUAUGAGAAGGUAUAUAGAGAUUUCAUCGAGUCUUUAGAUGCUAACGACAACGGAAUCAGCAAUUUUGACAGUGAGGAAUUGGGCGUAAAGCCCAAAUUCCAUGAUAAAAAUAUUACAAUUCCGGGAAUUGUGUCUGGCAUGAAUCCUAACUGGAAUGAAGACAGUUCAGAUGCUAGCUUUGACAAAUGUUUUUUUAAGGCUUCAGAUUUUAUUGGUGGUGUCUUCGUAAACCUGGUCAAAGGAUAUGGUGAGUCUUGGAUGCCCGCUAAGACUUUAGUUGAAGAAGCCGUGCAAAAAAGAUUUGAGGUCGACCCAUCUGGCAAGAUUAUUGUGUUGACACAGUUCUGUCCUUGGAAGGAACAUUUGUAUGCUAUCGAAAGGGAACAGGGCAUUGAAAACGAGAUAUUGUUCGUUCUAUUCGCAGAUUCUUCUGGGAAAUGGAGAGUAUCCACAGUCUCAGUUUCUGCUACCUCUUUCAAUUUCAGAAAAGGUCUGCCUGAACCUUUGAGGGGUUUGAGAGAUGAUGAACUCAGCGAAAAGAGCGGAUUGCCAGGCUGUAUUUUUAUCCAUGCUGCUGGCUUUAUUGGGGGAGCGUCAUCAAAAGAGACUGUUUUAAAGCUCGCCCAAAUGAGUCUUUAG